This is a messenger RNA of Spodoptera exigua (beet armyworm), 9245 nucleotides long. The record is from the annotation of a GenBank genome assembly. Lineage: Eukaryota; Metazoa; Arthropoda; Insecta; Lepidoptera; Noctuidae.
UUAUUUAUUUUUAUAUUUUGUUUGCCCUCACCAGUUCCUCCUCACAUCGUACCAUUUUCGGCCGAAGAGCCUGUUUUCGCCGGAGAAUCAAUACAGUUGGGUUGCCAUGUAUCAAAAGGCGAUGUACCUAUGAAAAUCAGUUGGAGUUUUCAUGGCCAGGAAUUGUCCUCACACCAAGGAAUAGCUACAAUGAAGAUUGGCGAACGAACAUCGUUGUUGACGAUAUCUAGUUCACAAGCCAGCCACAGCGGCGAAUAUUCUUGCCAUGCCGCUAACGCCGCUGGCUUGGCAGUUCAUUCGACCACAGUUAAUGUUCAUGGUACUCCCACUGCCCAUUAACAGCCCCUAGCCUCUCGCACGCUACAAGCUUGAUUGCGCAAUAAAUAUACCCUUCUAAAUUAACAGUGUUGCCAUACAUCGUACCCUUUGAAGCUGACGAAUCGGUGUUUGCUGGAGAACCAGUUCAGCUUAACUGUCAUGUCUCCAAGGGUGACUUACCUCUCGACAUCAAAUGGCAUUUUCAUGGGUUCGAAAAUACCUCAUCGCAUCUAGAUAUUAUGACGAACAAAAUGACAUCGCGCACAUCAUUUUUGUCAAUAUCUGCGGCAACUGCUAGCCACAGUGGCAACUAUACCUGCGUAGCUACUAACAGAGCCGGUUCCACAAAUCAUUCCACUGUUCUUAAUGUUCAUGGUCAGUUUCAUUUAUUCAUCAUAUCUCAUGAUUUGUUUAAGUUCAUCAUAGCGAAAUAAUUUUUUUAAGAUUUGCUAGCAGAAUUAGCAUGAGUUCUGCGUGCAUUUCGAAAAUAAGCGUAAGCAACCAUUAUUCUUUUUUGUUUUUCAUUUUUCGUCCCUUACAUAAUUUUUAUCAUUCGUAAUGCUGAAGAACAACACUCAUACUCAUUCUCGAAUUGAAUAUUUUCUUUAUUCAAAGUUCUGCUCCCAUAGAAUAGCAAAUAUUUCUGUAGGUACAACUUUAACAAUAUAUAAUACACUCUCUAUUUGGAUUUUCCAUAAAAGGGAUUCGUUCAUACGAGACAUACCUGGGUUUAUUUAGUAUUUUCAGCUUGAAUCUUUAUCGUGUCUUAAAUCUUAAUGGUUUCUCUUUUCAACUGCGUAAAACUCUUCAUUUACAAUUAUUUUUUCUUUUUCAUUUAAGUUGUACCGCACAUUAUUCCGUUCGAAGUUGAAGAAUACAUAUUCGCUGGUGAAUCCGUGCACCUUACUUGUCAUGUAUCGAAAGGCGAUCGACCUCUUCAAAUAUCUUGGAGUUUUGAAGGCCAUGAAAUUCCUUAUCACAAUAAUAUGGGCAUAACGACUACUAAGUUAGGAGAAAAAGCUUCAGUGUUAAGUGUUCCAACUGCUAUGGGCCAACACAGCGGCAACUACACUUGCACGGCCAGUAACAGAGCCGGACGCGCAUAUCACUCUGUCCUCGUCAAUAUUCAUGGUAUUGGAUGUGUUCCCCUAGUACAAUAGCUACUGUAAGAAAAUUGUUCCAUAUGUGUAUAGAUAUACUGCACGUUUAGAUUUUUUAGAAAUCACAUUUUCUUUUUAUUAGUCCCUCCCCAUAUAUUACCGUUCGAAAUCGAAGAAUCCAUCUAUUAUGGAGAAUCAGUACAAAUGACCUGCCACGCCAGUAAAGGAGACCGACCGAUGUCUAUUACAUGGACCUUUGAAGGCAAAGAUCUCUCCACUCACAUGGGAAUUAAAACUAUGAAAAUGGCGGAGCAGACAUCAUUUUUGUCUAUUGCAUCUGUGACCGGAGCCCACAGUGGAAAUUAUACCUGCAUCGCCAGAAAUAGAGCGGGAGAAGAUAGAUAUUCCACUACACUCAACAUCAAGGGUAUUUCCGCUAGAUGUCACAGCAUGCGCCUUAUGUACCUACAUACUUACUAACGUUACAAUAUUUUCUUUAUUCAGUCGUCCCUCACAUCAAGCCUUUCGAGUUAGACGAAGCCGUAUUUGCGGGAGAAUCUGUGCAUCUCGACUGUCAUGUUUCAAAAGGCGAUACACCUCUGAACAUUUCCUGGAGCUUUCAAGGGCAUCCUGUCUCCCGCAGAAUGGGCGUAAAAACCACAACCCUAAGCGAACGUGUAUCCGUUCUUGAUAUACCCACCGCCCUGGGACCUAACAGUGGCAACUACACGUGCACAGCUAUGAAUAGGGCAGGCAUCACCAGUCACACCGUUCUUCUCAAUGUUAUUGGUACUGAAAUAUUACAGCUCGGAUGUGCUUGCUUUCUGUUUAGUUCCUCCUGUGGUCCAACCUUUCUCUUUCGGCGAAGUUGCAAUGAAUUCUGGACAAGUAGUAACGACCCCCUGCUCCGUUAUUGAGGGAGAUCAUCCACUGCGAUUAAAAUGGCUUUUUGACAACGAACCUAUUAAACCCAGAUCUGGAGUAACUGUAUUUAACAUAGGCGAGAGAAGUGCUAUUCUGAGCAUAGCCUCAGUAGCCCACAAUCACGCUGGAAACUACACUUGUGUUGCGGAAAACGAAGCGGGAGUCCAUUAUUACACGUCUACUUUGAUUAUAAACGGUGCUUAAAUUAUUUUUCGAUUCUGGUGCUCGGUAAAUUAGUUUUUUUUGUCAUUGUCGUUUUAGAAACAUAUAUCUCUAAUAUAUUAUAAUUAUCCAGUUUCAAAUUGAAUUAAUUAUGACAUUCCAGUUCCUCCCAACAUUCUGCCAUUUACAUUCGGCGAAAAACCCAUCAACGUCGGAGAGUAUUUACAAGCUGCAUGCACUAUUAAUUAUGGUGACCUUCCACUCACAAUUACUUGGCUGUUUAACGGACAGUCCAUAUCUCAAAGGAAUAAUAAUUACGUUGUGAGCAAUUCCAAGCGGAGUAGCUUGUUAAUAAUAGAAUCUGUGGACGCUAUACACGCCGGGUCUUAUACGUGUAUCGGGGAAAAUCGUGCUGGCCGUAGUACCCAUUCAACAAAUUUAGUUGUUUAUGGUUAGUCUCAUCUACGGUAGCAACUUAUUAUUUUGUCAUUUAGAUAAACUUUGUUUCAGUUCCUCCCAAGAUUGCACCUUUUUCUGCCGGCCCAGAACCGGCUUUUCUUGGGGAUUACUUUGCUCUUCAAUGUAUUGUUACUCAUGGGGAUCAACCGGUUUUUAUUGACUGGACGGUCAAUAACCAAUCUGCCAAAUCUAUCCAUGGAGUGCGUGUUAGCAACAACGACCGAAGAAGUAGUGUUUUGACAAUAGAGUCCGUGGAUGCAACACACGCAGGACUUUUUAACUGUACUGCGAGUAACGCUGCGGGGAUUGUGUCACAUACUACCGAUUUGGUUGUUAAGGGUGCGAAUAAAAGUGUAUAUUUUUACGCUUCCGUCCUUUUAACCUAAAACUUUAAUUUCCUCAACGCAUUUCACUUUACCAAACAUUUUUUACUGUCCUAGUUCCACCGUUGAUAAUGCCGUUCAAUUUCGGUGAGGUGCCAUUCAACCCUGGUGACACAGCUUUAGUGAAUUGUGUCGCCACUAAGGGAGAUCUUCCUCUCGACAUCUCAUGGACAUUCAGCAGCGAGACUAUAGACUCGAGCCUCCAGCGAGACAUCACGACCAUGCCUCUAAAUCCUCGUGCCUCCAUCCUCACUAUCAACUCCGUGAGCGCAAACCACCAAGGAAACUACACGUGCAUCGUGCAGAAUGCGGCCGGCCGCGCAGAAUAUGCAGCGACUCUCGUCGUCAACGUUCCCCCCCGCUGGAUUAUUGAGCCCACUGAUAAGGCAUUUGCCCAAGGUUCUGAUGCUAAAGUUGAAUGUAAAGCCGAUGGGUUCCCUAAGCCCCAAGUGACAUGGAAACGGGCUGAAGGUGACACCCCUGGCGAUUACAAAGAUCUUAAACCAAACAACCCUAACGUGAAAGUUGAGGAUGGAACAUUGACUAUUGCUAAUAUUCAGAAAACAAAUGAGGGAUACUACUUGUGCGAAGCUGUUAAUGGAAUCGGUUCUGGACUGUCUGCUGUUAUUCUGAUUAGCGUUCAAGCUCCACCCCAAUUCGAAAUUAAAAUGAGAAAUCAAACUGCUCGCCGAAGUGAACCCGCUGUACUGCAGUGCCAAGCUAAAGGAGAAAAGCCAAUUGGAAUCAUUUGGAACAUGAACAACAAACGCCUUGAACCUAAAUCUGAUCCCCGAUACACUAUUCGCGAAGAAAUCCUGCCUGGUGGUGUUGUUUCCGACCUUAGCAUCCGCAGGACUGAACGAUCAGAUAGCGCUCUCUUUACUUGUGUAGCUACCAACGCAUUUGGUUCCGAUGACACCAGCAUCAACAUGAUCAUUCAAGAGGUACCCGAAGCUCCUUAUGGCCUUAAAGUCUUGGACAAAUCUGGAAGGACCGUGCAACUGUCAUGGGCGGCUCCCUAUGAUGGCAAUUCACCAAUCAAGAAGUUCCUCAUUGAAUACAAACGAGCCAAGGGUAACUGGGAAAAAGAUAUCGACAGGGUUCUUGUACCGGGAGAUACGACUGAAGCCGGAGUUUUUAGCUUGAGACCCGCCACCGCCUACCACAUCAGGAUCGUCGCUGAGAAUGAACUGGGAACAUCUGAGCCAUCUGAGACUGUUACCAUCAUUACUGCCGAAGAAGCUCCUACUGGUCCCCCACAAGACUGCAAAGUUGAUGCCGUUGAUAAGCAUACCCUGCGCGUCACCUGGAAGCCUCCCCCACCUCAAGACUGGAACGGCGACCUCCAAGGAUACUAUGUUGGCUACAAACUUGCGUCUAGCAACAAGUCUUUCGUGUUUGAAACCGUUGACAUCUCUAAGGAAUCUGGCAAAGAACAUCACCUAGACAUUCUUAACUUGAAGACUUAUACCCAAUAUGCCAUCGUAGUACAAGCGUUCAACAAGAUGGGUUCAGGUCCCGUGUCCGGAGAAGUACGAGCCUAUACUGCUGAAGGUGCCCCAUCCGCACCACCCCAAGACGUUCUCUGCACUACUCUUACGGCGCAAACAAUUCGUGUUUCAUGGGUCUCUCCCCCUCUCGCUGCUGCUAACGGUCUUAUCAAGGCUUACAAAGUGAUUUACGGACCUAGCGAAACUUGGUAUGAUGAGAAGUCAAAGGACACUAAGAUUACGGCCAGCAGCGAAACUAUCCUUCACGGACUUAAAAAAUUCACCAACUACUCUAUGGAAGUGCUUGCGACUACCAACGGAGGCGAUGGCGUCCGAUCUGCACCUAUUCACUGCCAAACUGAACAAGACGUACCCGAAGCUCCUCGUGCUGUGAAAGCCUUAGUUAUGGGACAAGACUCGAUCCUGGUGUCAUGGAGGCCUCCUGCGCAACCCAACGGUGUUGUUACUCAUUACAAUGUCUACACUCAAGCACAGAACGCUGAACCCCAUCCCAACAAGGUACCCGCCUCUCAAACCAGCUACUCGGCAACUGAACUGAAAGCCGGCCGUUAUGACUUCUGGGUUACCGCUUCUACCAUCAUCGGCGAAGGUCAACCCUCAGCCACCGCUUCCUGCAGCCCAAGCGACAAAGUUCCCGCCAAGAUCGCGUCAUUCGACGAAUCGUUCACAGCUACUUACAAGGAAGAUGUCAAACUGCCCUGCCUUGCCGUCGGUGUUCCUCCUCCUAACAUUUUGUGGAAGGUGAAAGGUCAUCCCUUGGAAGCUUCAGAACGUGUGCGACAAUUGCCCGAAGGAUCCCUGCAGAUUGCUGGUGUAGCUCGUGAGGAUGCCGGCGAAUACUCGUGCCAUGUUGACAAUCAAUUCGGAACUGACACUGUUACGCAUACGCUCUCGGUACUUGCUCCUCCCUUCCCGCCUCAGCUCAGCAUCGCGUCAUCUUCCGUAUCAUCUCUAACUCUCCGCUUGAAGCCUUCCGUCGAAGUAGACCAGUCGCCCGCCGCAGGAUACACCAUCCACUACAAACAAGAGUUCGGAGAUUGGGAAACCGUACAGAUUCCAAGCACUACUGACACUUAUACGUUGGAGAACCUGUUCUGCGGAUCAAGAUAUCAACUCUACGUUACGGCUUAUAAUGGCAUCGGCACUGGUGAGGCUUCAGACGUGGUUAUCGCCCGCACUCGUGGAUCCAAGCCCCCGGUACCUCGCGCCGCUGAUUUCAUCGAAGUUGGAAGCUCCUCAGUGACCCUGCACCUCAAACAAUGGUUGGAUGGCGGAUGCCCCAUGAGCCAUUUCGUCGUUGAGAAUAAGAAGAAGGGUGCCGCUGAAUGGAAUCAAAUCUCCAACGCUGUGAAACCUGGUGGAAACUUCGUCGUACUCGAUCUGGAACCUGCCACUUGGUAUGUACUGAGGAUUACGGCCCACAACAACGCUGGAUUUAACGUCGCCGAAUACGAAUUUGCCACGCUUACCAUGACCGGAGGUACUAUAGCGCCCGCGCGCGAGGUCGGCGGCGGCACUCUUACCCCCGAACAGACUCUCAAGAUAAUCCUGUCGCAUCUUAACCUUAUCGUGCCCGUAGUCGCCGCGAUCCUUGUUAUCAUCAUUGCUAUCGUAGUCGUUUGCGUGGUACGAGGUGCUCGGGACCAUCACAAAGACGACGCAGUGUACAACGCGUCGCAGGCAGCGCUGGGCGGCGGCGGCGGUACUUUGGACAAACGCGGCGGACUGCGGGACGAGCUCGGUUACAUCGCGCCACCCAACCGCAAGCUGCCUCCCGUGCCCGGCUCCAACUACAACACCUGCGACCGAGUCAAGCGCCAGGCCGUCAUCAUGGGCGCGCACUCGACGUGGGACCCGCGCCGCCAUCACUACGAGCGAGUACGUCGCCCGCGCCUGCGCAGGGCAGGCUCCGGAGACACCGCCUCCACAGGCAUGGAAGACGAAAUCUGCCCGUACGCUACGUUCCAUCUGCUGGGCUUCCGCGAGGAGAUGGACCCCAGCAAGGCUCUGGCCUUCCCCCACCACCACCCCGCCCACGCUGGCACCCUCGCUCAUCCUCACCCACACCACCCUGCUCACUCUCGCGCCGGAUCCCAGAGCAUGCCUCGCGCCAACAGCCGUUAUGCACGCAAGAACUCUCAGGGAGGACAGAGCGCCAUCUACUCGACUGCCCCCGAAUACGACGACCCGGCCACCUGCGCUGAAGAAGAUCAAUACCGUGCCCGUUAUUCUCGCCCGAUGUACGCUUGUGGCCCUGAGUACGACGAGCCUGCUUGCUGCGCUCCCGAAGACGAACAAUACACCGGCGCUUACGGCACUCCCUACUCCGAUCACUAUGGAUCUCGCCCCAGCAUUGCAUACGUUUCAGGUACCCGCAAGUGCGGCGGAUCCCCCGAGCCUCCCCCACCCCCACCACGCAACGCCAACAACGACAACAAUUGCUCCUCCUCAUUCAAUGAAAGCAAGGACUCGAACGAAAUCUCCGAAGCCGAGUGCGACCAGCCACGCAACUAUCCCGUAAGGGCCCACACUGCUAAGGACGGCUUGCACAGCGAGGAAAUGAGGAAACUCAUUGACAGACCAGAAGCAACCACCCCAAUCCCCCAGCAAGCAGUCCACGGGCGGGGACUCACAGCCUACGAUACUGUGGCAGUGUAACCUGUAAACUGGGCCCCGUGUCACAGCGCGGCGACACACGCACAUUUUAUACUUUAAUUUAGUGGACCAUUACCAUCUUGCUGAUUUACCGCUCGCAAGCUUUGCAAAACAUUUCUUUUUUCAUUAUAAAUUUAUCAAUUGCACUUUCGCCCUAUAAUUUGGUCUACCAUUCAGCAAGAUGGUGAUAAUCGUGCCAAAUCUACUCUUUUUUACAAUUUAAUUUGUGUGUCGCAUUUUUGUAUUACUAUUUAAUUUUAAAUUUACCCCAACUUAGUUGGCUGGACAUUUUACUACUUAUUUAGUAUACUUUUUUCUUACUUUAUCUGUAGUAAAUUUGGUAAGUUGAGUAAUGUAAAAAAUAUAGUCCACCUUCCCAAAUUAGAGAAACCUAAAACGCGUCACGGUAGAAUUUACCAUUAAAAACAGAAAAUUAUGGUUGUGGUAGUUAUCUCAAAUUGAUAUAUUUGCUUAAAUAGAUAGGUGACGCGAUAUGUCCUAUCCAAGUCAUUAUGUAUUAUACCCACAUCCUACAUACUCGACUUCAACACGUUUACUACAUAAUUAUCCUUAAUUAUAAUUAUAGUUUACCUUAUUUGUUCAGCUUAAUUUAAAGAAAGCUUCAGUAAAAUGUAUCUGGAUUUGGGGUGUUUGGGAUUAAAUUUAAAUUAAGCUCAACAUGUAAUAACGUAUGUGAUAUUUUGUAUUUUUAUCCCAUUUUUAAUUUUUACAUGGAAUAAUAAUCGACGUAAACUUUAUUUAUACUCUUAGGAUGGUAAUAUUAGGUGACCACAACCAAGUGGUGUAACGAUGCUUCCUUUUAACGUUAUUGCUUUUAAUUAUUCUCUUUGUCUUUUUCGUUGUUGUCACACGUCCUAUUUGUGUCAAACAUGUUGGUUUUGAUUUUGGCAUUUAUGCAUAUACUUAGGAUAAGUUUAGAUAUAAAUUUCUUUAUUAGUAAUUAAUCAACUUUUAAACAAAGUACUAUAUAAUCCGUAGCUAGUUAGUAACACACGUUACGCAUUAUAACUAUGUUAAAUUAAUGGUAAUCAAUUUUAGUACUACUUUUGAAACGCAUAAAUAUCUGGAAGUGUGUCAUACUAAUGAUAAUAUUAACAGUUACCUAAAAUAAUAGCGAGGAAUUAAGUAUUCAAUCUACGGCACCUGCAACCCAUAGCAAACACUGCUGACAUGGAAUUUAUAAUAAUCUUUUAAAAUAUUAAUCUAGUACAGUAAGGUGCAUUUUUAAUAAUCAUAAUCGUAAUUUUAUCCUUCUAUAUUACGCAGACGAGUAGGUGUAAGACACUCGAGUGUCAUUUUCUAGGUGUUUCCCAUUAUAUGUUGUGUAUUGUGGUGUAAGCUUCGCAAAGUAGGCUUGUAGUUAGGUUUUCGCGACUUCCUAGCAACAUAAUCUUCUCUUAACCUUCCAAUUAGAAUUCGAUUAAAUAAAAAUCUAGUUAAAAUUGAAAUGUCAACAAAAUAAAUAAAAUUUAUUCAAAAUUAUUGUGGUAAAUAAUUCUAUUAAAAUUUGUACCAUAAUCUUAUUUGUAUUGGCAAUGGAGAGAAAUUAAUUGUUUAUAUAUUUUCGCUUAUGUCGAUGUGCGUUUGGUUUGCAGCUAUUUAAAAAGUAAGUUUCGUAAUUUUUAUGGCGGUAUGACAUCGAUAACCACAGCUAACUAACUGUACCAAAGUGUUUGAUUUGUGUUAAAUAAACUACUCAAAUGUCAACUACG